Molecule: messenger RNA, 539 nt
Organism: Oppia nitens
Lineage: Eukaryota; Metazoa; Arthropoda; Arachnida; Sarcoptiformes; Oppiidae
Gene: roh
Exons: 1
Coding region: 89-403 (104 amino acids)
Source: RefSeq, a predicted model, not a curated record
AUUGUUGUGUAAAAACCAUUUUGUGUGUCAUUGAAGUAAAGGAUAGUUUGGUUUGGUUUGUAAUAUCAGAUCAGUUUUGACGACAAUAAUGAAGACAACGAUCGCCCGAUUGAUCCAAUUCAAGAAUCCAGGUCAGGGACCACCACAAGUGGUUCCCGUGACGUAUUUGGCACAGAUAUCACAACAACCGUAUCGAUGGAUGUUUAAGACUGGAUGGUUCUUCAGAUACUUUAUAUACGCCAACAUUGUAUGUCUGCCUCUUUGGGUUUGGAUUGACCGUCAAGUGAAUAGUCCGGCGGCUGUGGCCGCGUGGGCGGCAAAGAAACAACAAGACAAACAUAAUGAACAUUUGCAACACAUGUGGGCCGACAUCACCGGUUGGAAGAAUAAAAAGGAUGAUUAAACACAUGAUAUUCUUGUAGUUUAUUGAUAUUAUAACUUAAUUAGUGAUUAAUUAAUAGAUUUAAUUGUCAAAUAAAUUUGUUUUAAUUGUAAUUAUUUUGUAUUCAAUUAUUGUAUGUUUUAUUCAGUCUUUAAUU